Molecule: messenger RNA, 377 nt
Organism: Protopolystoma xenopodis
Lineage: Eukaryota; Metazoa; Platyhelminthes; Monogenea; Polystomatidea; Polystomatidae
Source: the annotation of a GenBank genome assembly
AGGAGUCCGAUGACGGGAAACUAAUGACUGGGUUAAUGGACAAUAAGCCAAAGGAAGCUCAGCCCGUAGAUAAUCACGCGAUUGAGUCCUUUGUCAAAAAUAAUUCACGGGAGAAUAUAAGCAAAUCAAAACAGGCCUAUGAUAAAGUAGUCUUUCCAAAGUCAGAUUCACAGCGCUCCUGUUUAUUGAAUUGCAUUAAGCCAAUACUUAUUUUUAAGGCACUUAAACCGAAAGAUCUCGACGAAGUUGUGGAUGUAAUGUUUGAACGUCUUGUUGUGCCUAAUGAGGAAAUUAUUUUGAUAGGAGAUGUAGGUGAUAAUUUUUUGUCGUUGAUUCUGGAACUUACGAUAUCUUCAUUUCUUCACCGGAAGGAUUAA